This is a messenger RNA of Closterium sp. NIES-65, 612 nucleotides long. NCBI's taxonomy places the organism in Eukaryota, Viridiplantae, Streptophyta, Zygnematophyceae, Desmidiales, Closteriaceae. The record is from the annotation of a GenBank genome assembly.
AUGGUUGGGUGCUGUUUGUCAAACCUGAAGGCAACGCGAGCGAGGGACGUUCGGGAAGCAGCCGAGCCCAGUCUUCCGAAAGCUGGGUUGUACGCUUAUGGGGUGACUCACGGCCCCGUCGCCGACCCUAGCGGCCCCGUCGCCGCCCCUAUCGGCCCCGUCGCCGCCGCCAGCGGCCCCGUCGCCGCCCCUAACGGCCCCGUCGCCGCCCCUAUCGGCCCCGUCGCCGCCGCCAGCGGCCCCGUCGCCGACCCUAGCGGCCCCGUCGCCGCCUCUAUCGGCCCCGUCGCCGCCGCCAGCAGCCCCGUCGCCGACCCUAGCGGCCCCGUCGCCGCCUCUAUCGGCCCCGUCGCCGCCGCCAGCGGCCCCGUCUCCGCCCCUAACGGCCCCGUCGCCGCCCCUUUCAACCCCGUCGCCGCCUCCAGCGGCCCCGUCGCCGCCACUUGCGGCCCCGUCGCCGCCCCUUUCGGCCCUUCCUCGACCCUGCCCCGGCCCCGCCCCGGACAUGCUACGUCGCCAGUCGCGGCGCACCGGGGGCACGUGCACCGCCCCCCCCAUCUUUUCCCGUCGCCCGUCGCGGCUCCCUCGGGGGCACCUGGGGGAGGGGGGUAG